Phaeodactylum tricornutum CCAP 1055/1 is the source of this 1203-nucleotide messenger RNA. RefSeq lists its product with no specific name. The record is from RefSeq and is a predicted model, not a curated record. The transcript has 2 exons. Bases 1 to 1203 code for a protein of 400 amino acids. Gene Ontology annotation, molecular function: nucleotide binding. NCBI's taxonomy places the organism in Eukaryota, Bacillariophyta, Bacillariophyceae, Surirellales, Neidiaceae.
AUGCGUAGCGAACGAAGUUCCCCUUCCGGCUCUAAGGAAUCAACAUCUCAAGAUGUUGCCGAUGUAGCGGUGAUUGGAGCCGGCUGGUGGUCACAAGGAUGGCAUAUACCACAGUUGAGUCGGAACACUCGGGCCAAUCUCGUAGGAAUUGUCGAUUCUGCCUCUCAGCCCCGAUCGAAUCUCAAUCCUCAUCUCGAGUCGCUCGAAGCGCUGGCACGAAAGUACGACACUGCCGUAUUUUCCUCCGUGUCGGACCUUCUGGCGAACACACCCACUUUGGACGGUGUAAUUGUGGCAACGCCGCAUUCGACUCACUACAACAUUGGUAAAGAAAUCUACGACGCCAACAGGAACAGGGAAAAACCAAUCCAUAUUCUCAUGGAAAAGCCCAUGACAACCAACAUAGAGGAAGCCUACCAGCUGCACCAACUGGUGGCGUCCCGUCCGGAGGUUUCCUUCCUAAUCAACCAUUCGGCCAACUACCGUUCGCAAACAAAGGCAGCACAUCAAGCUGUCCCCCAACUAGGGAGUUUGCGGCAUGGCUCGAUCUUCAUGGCGUCUGCUCUGAGUUGGAUCUUUGAAGACCCUUCGAACACUGGUUGGAACGUUCCGGGGCCUGACAUGCUGGGGAACGGCUUUGCGUGGGGUCAAUCGUCGCACGUCUUGGCUUGGGUGUUCUACGUAUGCCCGCAACUUAGCCCUAUCGAGGUAUACUGCCGCAUGACGCAUUCUGCCGCCACUGGAGCUGAUGUUGCACUUUCUGGAACGAUCAUUUGCCGAGAUUGCCACUCCGACAAUGAAGUCAUCCUUUCCGUUGCCGGUACCAGUUUACUUCCGGGCAAUGAGCACUCGGACCCUCCGGUUGGCAAACAAAUUCAAUUCAAACUCUACGGCGAAGACGGUGCUAUUAUCUACUGCGGCGAUACACGGGAUGAGAACACCGGAAAUCUGGAACUGCGCCGCGUGUCGAUGGAUGGUGUCGUGGAGUUGCCUGUUGGUCCGGGAUUUGCCUUUGAGAAUUUAGAAACAGAACAUGAUGGGCCUGAGUCAUUGCAGGCUUUCUUGGAUGCUUGUGUAGGAAAAUCAACGCAUGUGGGGGCCGACAGUUUGGUUGGACUCAAAACGGUUCAAGUAUUGGAUGCCAUGUACCGCAGCCACGCUUCCGGUCAAUCCGAACCUGUACGGCAUGCGGAUGCGGAAUAA